CACUGUUCUCUCUUGAAGUCCCAGGAAAUGAUACCAUUCUCAUGAGACAAUAUUAUAGCCUACAUAUAUUAUCUCUUAAUUUUGAAAAGUUAAUUGUGUUGCUUCUUUAUUUAUAGGCGCAGAUACGGGACCCAGGACUGUUGAGAUAAUCAGGGAGCUCAGUGAUGCCCUGGGAAUCAGCAUUGCUGGAGGAAAAGGCAGUCCCUUGGGAGACAUCCCAAUAUUCAUUGCCAUGAUUCAGGCCAGCGGUGUGGCUGCGCGUACACAGAAGCUGAAGGUUGGAGAUCGGAUUGUCAGCAUUAAUGGGCAGCCUUUGGAUGGGCUGUCGCACGCGGAUGUGGUUGGUCUGCUGAAGAACGCCUACGGGCACGUUAUCCUGCAGGUUGUAGCCGAUACCAAUAUAAGCGCCAUAGCAACUCAACUUGAAAAUAUGUCCACAGGCUACCACCUCAGCUCACCCAGUGCUGAGCAGCAUCCGGAAGACACAGAGUGAGUAUCCUCGAUGCAGGGUGCCUGUUACGUGUGUGGGCAAAGCUCAGGGAGCCCUCUUCCAGAUCCUGGAGUGUGCUCUCUGAGGGAGAGGAGUGGGACAGCACACAUUACCUCUUCUGAUGCCGAGAG
Molecule: messenger RNA, 621 nt
Organism: Ceratotherium simum simum (southern white rhinoceros)
Lineage: Eukaryota; Metazoa; Chordata; Mammalia; Perissodactyla; Rhinocerotidae
Source: RefSeq, a predicted model, not a curated record